This is a messenger RNA of Merops nubicus (carmine bee-eater), 908 nucleotides long. Its product is annotated as WD repeat-containing protein 3-like. Gene Ontology annotation, biological process: maturation of SSU-rRNA. Gene Ontology annotation, molecular function: snoRNA binding; protein binding. The annotation marks the transcript as partial. The transcript has 8 exons. The record is from RefSeq and is a predicted model, not a curated record. Gene Ontology annotation, cellular component: small-subunit processome; Pwp2p-containing subcomplex of 90S preribosome. NCBI's taxonomy places the organism in Eukaryota, Metazoa, Chordata, Aves, Coraciiformes, Meropidae.
GUUCUUAUCCUGAAGGGUCUCAAGCAGCAGGCCAGUUGCCUGUGCCGCUCUCCGGACGGGCUGCAUCUGGCUGUUGGCUAUGAGGAUGGCUCCAUCCGCAUCUUCAGCCUGCUGAGCGGGGAGGCCAGCAUCGCCUUCAACGGGCACAAGGCUGCAGUCACAGCCCUGCAGUAUGACCACCUGGGAGGCAGGCUCGUGUCUGGCUCAAAGGAUACAGAUGUCAUCGUGUGGGAUGUCAUCAACGAGAGUGGUCUGUACCGCCUGAAAGGACACAAGGAUGCUGUCACUCAAGUCCUUUUCUUGAAGGAAAAGAACCUGUUGGUCACCAGUGGCAAAGACACGUUGGUGAAAUGGUGGGAUCUGGACACCCAGCACUGCUUCAAAACCCUGGUUGGACACCGUGCUGAGGUUUGGGGGAUGGCUUUGAUAUCUGGAGAGAGUCGUCUGAUCACUGGGAGUGCUGACAGUGAGCUGAGGGUGUGGGAUAUCACUUACAUCCAGGAGGUAAAAGACCCUGAUGAGCCAGAAUCCAAGAAAAGCAAAGGGUCUUCACCUGGAGCAGAAAACACUGAAGAUGAUGAGACCCUAGAGCUGGAUGAGCAGCCUGAGGAACGCCUCGUAAAGUGCAGCAAAGUUGGGUCCAUCAUGCGGGAAGGGAGAGACCGAGUAGUUACUCUUGCCACAGACCCAACGGGCAAGAUUUUGGCCUGCCAUGGAACAGAUGCUGUUCUGGAAGUGUUCUGUGUCCUUUCUGAAGAGGAAGUCCAAAAGAAAUUGGAAAAGAAAAUGAAGAAAGCAAAGAAAAAAGCCAGAAAAAACUCUGAAGAAGAGCCUGAAACGACUGUGGAGCUGAGCCUGCAAGAGGAGAUUCAGCGGGUCACUAACAUCAGAGCUUCUUCUAAAAUCAA